Messenger RNA from Wyeomyia smithii (pitcher-plant mosquito), 1479 nucleotides. RefSeq names its product phosphate carrier protein, mitochondrial-like. Gene Ontology annotation, biological process: mitochondrial phosphate ion transmembrane transport. Gene Ontology annotation, molecular function: phosphate transmembrane transporter activity. The record is from RefSeq and is a predicted model, not a curated record. NCBI's taxonomy places the organism in Eukaryota, Metazoa, Arthropoda, Insecta, Diptera, Culicidae. The transcript is spliced from 4 exons. Bases 276 to 1331 code for a protein of 351 amino acids. Gene Ontology annotation, cellular component: mitochondrial inner membrane.
CCGCAGUGCGUUAACGUUUGUGCCCGCUCAGUUCUUUUCGUUCACACAGCUUCAGGUAAAAAGUGGAUAAAUUUCUUGGCGAUUUAGUUUAAUUUCACUGCAAUUAGGAUUCCAACUGUUGAUAUUAUACCAUAAUUGUAAAAUUUCUGUGAAAAAGUGACAAUUUCCAGCUGUACUACCCAAAUUAAUUUGACCGGUUGGCCUUCCUAGUGAUGCUCGUGUGAGGCAACAGUACACACAGGACCGUCUAGUAUCAAACACCCAAACCCGUCACAAUGUUUGCUGGUUUAUUGGACGCUGCCCGUAAUUCACCUUUCAAAACUCCGUUCAGUCGGGUACAGUGUGAUCCCGGCACCGAUCGGGCACUAGUGCCGUCCGGUGACCAAAGGAUCCAGGCUGCUGCCACUCGAGAGGUGGAGUUUGCUUCCAAUGAGUUCUACGCUCUGUGCGCGGUCGGUGGUAUUUUAUCGUGCGGUAUUACGCACACAGCGGUAGUGCCACUAGAUUUGGUCAAAUGUCGGCUGCAAGUCGAUCAGGCCAAAUACAAGAAUUUGUUUCACGGGUUUAAAGUAACCGUUGCAGAGGAAGGUGCCCGUGGUCUUGCCAAAGGAUGGGCUCCGACGUUCUUCGGAUAUUCGGCGCAGGGUGCUUUCAAGUUCGGUCUGUACGAAGUAUUCAAGGUGCAGUACGCCAACCUAAUCGGUGAGGAGAAUGCCUACCUGUACCGAACUUGGCUGUAUCUGGCCGCUUCGGCGUCGGCUGAGUUCUUCGCCGAUAUUGCUCUGGCCCCGCUGGAGGCAGCUAAGGUAAAGAUCCAAACCACCCCCGGAUACGCCAACACGAUGCGUCAAGCGAUGCCCAAGAUGAUGGCCGAAGAAGGUAUUACCGCGUUCUACAAGGGUCUGGUUCCGCUCUGGUGUCGACAGAUUCCGUACACCAUGAUGAAGUUCGCCUGCUUCGAGCGCACUGUCGAGUUGUUGUACAAACACGUGGUACCAAAACCACGCGCUGACUGCAGUAAAGGCGAACAGCUGGUUGUCACAUUCGCUGCUGGUUAUAUCGCCGGAGUGUUCUGCGCCAUCGUGUCCCAUCCGGCUGAUGUUGUUGUGUCUAAGUUGAACCAAGCUAAGGGUUCCAGCGCAGUCGAUGUGGCUAAGAAACUUGGUUUCAUGGGAAUGUGGCAUGGAUUGACGCCGCGUAUUAUUAUGAUCGGUACACUGACUGCGCUGCAGUGGUUCAUCUACGAUGGUGUUAAGGUGGCUCUGUCGAUCCCGCGUCCGCCACCUCCAGAGAUGCCUGAAUCACUGAAAAAGAAACUCGGAGUCGAAUAGAGCAAUGAUCAGUCGAUGUUUACCUGUGUGCAUCAAAGUGAUUAGAGAUUAAGAUUUUUAUUCCAGUUUAGAGAGACGGACAACAAAGUGUAAAACGAAUCGUGCAGAAACAGCGAACAGUAAUAAACAAGGCGAGCUACUAAAUGAA